Molecule: messenger RNA, 6829 nt
Organism: Canis lupus familiaris (dog)
Lineage: Eukaryota; Metazoa; Chordata; Mammalia; Carnivora; Canidae
Gene: LARP4B
Product: La ribonucleoprotein 4B
Exons: 16
Coding region: 16-3657 (1213 amino acids)
Biological process (GO): positive regulation of translation
Cellular component (GO): cytosol; cytoplasmic stress granule
Molecular function (GO): mRNA 3'-UTR binding
Source: RefSeq, a predicted model, not a curated record
CUCCUGGGGCCCGCGAUGGGCGAGGGGCAGCAGCAGGGCGGCUGCAGCCCGAAACCCGGAGGCAUCCAGCCUGCGAACAAAGAUGGUUCAUCUUAUCAAGAUAAGGAGAAAAUGAGCAUUUUUGAGGAAGAGAGUCAUGGACAGAGGGCUUCUGAAUGGAGAUCUUCACAUCAGGUAGACCUGUGUGCAGAUGGCGGGGCCGGCAUGGCCCACGCACACAUCUGUGAUUUGAUUGGUACACCGUGCAAGACACACUCGGAGGGAGCGUGCCAAAGAAAGGGCGCCCCGGAACUCAGAAGCUCACAGGAGGUGCUCCCGGAUGACAAGACUCUUGAUGGCUCCCAGUGUCCUAAGAGUAACUUCAUCUCCUCUGCAUUUGCUUUCACCUUCGCUGAAGAAGAAAGUGAAACUAGCCUGAGUUUUAACCCAGAAGAUGGAAUGUCUGUGAAGAGUAUAGAGAGUGACCGGCGAAGCUUAGAAAGUGCUGGAAAAGAGUCACUGAAAGGCAGUCCCAGAGAGACCAAGAAGAAGGACGGAGGAAGCGUGAAGUCAGACUCUGAAACCCCCGUCAAGCGGGAAACCAAUACGGCACCAUGUGGGGCAGUGCCCAGUCUGGCUGUACGGAUGCGCAGGAGGCCCGAGAGGGCAGAGCAGCCCGGCUGCAGAAGCCGUCCCACGGAGGAGAACCAUGAGCCCCGCGCAGUGAAGGAUGAUGGACAUGAGGAUGUGGAUCUUGCCCCACCUCCAAACCAGAGUUCAGGUUCAGGUGAGUGGAGGUCACAGGUACAAGAGAAGGACUCUCUUAACAGCGAUGAAAAUGCAGGGCUGGGGCCGCUUUCCUCAGGGUCAGCUGAGCAAAGUUCUGAUGCCUUAGACGGUGGCACGUCGGGGGCGAGCCAGCCAGCACCAGCAGGUAAGGGAGGGGACAGAGACAACAUCGAUGUGUGUGGGAUGAGCACACACGCACACCGUGUCAGCCAGAGACGUGCCGUGCCCGUGCUUAAUGGACCUGCGGUACAUGGUGCUGUGGUUUCCAUGGAAAGUCCACGGGUGACUCUCAGGGAAUUGGAAUUAGGUGAGACUCUUGAGGGCUGUUCGUGUGUGGCCAGUGUUGAGGCUGCCCCAGCGGACAGAUAUACAGCCCCUUGUCACGAGGGCCUGCAGGUCAUUCCUGUCAUCCCAGGUGAGGCUGCAGAGAUCGCGGUACCACCCUGCGGGGACCACGUCUUACCACUCACAGAAGAUGCUGUAAAUAUUCCUGAAAGCCCUGCAAGAGGGGAUUGGCAGAGCUUCCCAGAGGAAUUGUACUCCCAGUUUGUGAAUGAACUUGCCUGUUACCCACUGGGAGGGUUUGUGAGUCAGCCGUUUUCUGAAGGACUGGCCGAGGGCUGCAGUGGGUACCAGGAGGUCUGUCCUUGGGCACAGACGGGUGGCAGAGAAGCCCUCGAAGAGGAACAGGUACCUAAUGAGUGUCUGCACAGGAGGCCACCAGACCUAGAAGUCGCCUUGUACUGGAUGGAGACGCCCCCGUAUCAGUUCCUGGUGGCUGAGGAUGCUGUUAUUUGGGGAUGGCAAAAUAGAGGUGGACAGUUAGUACCGACUGCCAAGGUUUCAGAGUUAAACCCUAAUGCUAAAGUGUGGGGGACCCCUGUGCUGCAUCUGGAUGCGGGUAGUGCAGCAGACGGCGGUGUGAGUGCGGACUGGGAGGAGUCUUCAGGCCCUUGCACAGACUGCGGCCAGGAGGGAUUGGAUGCCAAUGGCGAUGGUGACAAAAGUCAUGACAAUGUGGCACUAUCGGAUUUGCAGGAGUCAGACCAAACCGCUGUGAGCACUUUGGCUCUGGAUCACUCAGAACAUGAAUCUCCGCCUGAAAAUAGUGAAACUGGAGGAAAUGAAUCUCAACCAGAAAGCCAGGAGGACCCCCGAGAAGUACUUAAAAAGACAUUGGAAUUCUGCUUAUCUAGGGAGAACCUUGCUAGUGACAUGUACCUCAUAUCGCAGAUGGACAGCGAUCAGUAUGUGCCAAUCACCACGGUAGCUAACCUGGACCACGUCAAGAAGCUCAGUACGGACAUGAACUUGAUUGUGGAAGUGCUGCGGUCUUUACCAUUAGUCCAAGUGGAUGAGAAGGGAGAAAAAGUAAGGCCAAAUCAGAGUCGUUGCAUCGUGAUCCUGCGUGAAAUACCCGAGUCCACUCCUGUAGAAGAAGUAGAAGCACUAUUUAAAGGAGACAAUUUACCGAAAUUUAUAAACUGUGAAUUUGCCUAUAAUGAUAAUUGGUUUAUUACAUUUGAAACAGAAGCUGACGCACAGCAGGCUUACAAAUAUCUGCGAGAAGAAGUCAAGACUUUUCAAGGAAAACCAAUUAAGGCACGGAUAAAAGCAAAGGCAAUAGCUAUAAACACAUUUUUGCCAAAGAAUGGAUUUAGACCUCUGGACAUGAGCCUUUAUGCGCAGCAGCGCUACACAGCCUCCUUUUACUUACCUCCGGUCUACAGCCCCCAGCAGCAGUUCCCCCUGUACAGCCUGAUUGCCCCCCAGACGUGGUCGGCAACGCACAGCUAUCUUGACCCACCCCUGGUAACUCCGUUUCCAAGUACUGGAUUUAUAAAUGGGUUUACGUCUCCAACCUUCAAACCUGCAGCAUCUCCUCUGACUUCGCUCAGACAGUACCCUCCAAGAAGCAGGAAUCCUAGUAAAUCUCAUCUACGCCAUGCCAUUCCCAGUGCAGAGAGAGGAGCUGGGCUGUUAGAAAGCCCUUCGAUAUUUAACUUCACCGCAGACCGGCUAAUUAAUGGUGUUCGGAGCCCGCAAACCCGGCAGACAGGUCAGCCUAGAACACGGAUACAGAACCCUCCAACCUACACCAAGAGGGAGCUUGGGUCUGGUCGAGUGGAGCAGAGCAGCGCGGAGUCGCCUCCUGGCUUGGGGAGAGGGAGGAAGAAUUCCUUUGGUUACCGGAAGAAACGGGAGGAAAAGCUGACAAGGAGUCAAACUCAGUCUCCAACGCCACCAAAGCCCCCGUCCCCCAGCUUCGAAUUAGGACUGUCCAACUUCCCUCCAUUGCCUGGGGCAGCAGGCCACCUGAAGACAGAGGAUCUGUUUGAAAACAGGCUAUCUAGCUUGUUAAUAGGGUCCUCAAAAGAAAGGAGUCUGAACGCGGACGCAGGCACGAACACACUCCCCGCAGUGACCCCCAGAGAGCCUUUGGUGCCGGCCCCCUGUGCUGUGUCUGCAGCCUACGGGCGCUCCCCUUCCCCCGCCUGUCUGCCUGAGGAUCCCAAGGUGGUGGAGAAGCAGAGAGAAGCUUCGAGUGUGGACAGACUUCCUUCUGCCCUAACUACAACAGCGAGUAAAUCGGUGCAGGUGAACGGCGCUGCCACGGAAUUGCGAAAACCCAGCUACGCGGAGAUUUGUCAGAGGACGAGUAGAGAGCCUCCGUCUUCCCCAUUGCAGCUCCCAAAAGAACAAAAGCCAAAUGCUGUCGGUUGUGGGAAAGAAGAAAAGAAGCUCGCCGAGAGAGAGCCCCCUGCCCCCAAGUCCAACCCGGGACCACCCAAAGACCAGAGGAGGCCGCCAGGCCGCCGGCCCUCGCCUCCGGCCACCGGAAAGCGUCCGCACAGAGAACAGAGCACCCCUCCCAAGUCCCCUCAGUGAGCGCCGAGGGCUGGGAGGGCUGUGAGGAGCCGGGGUCGCCACAUCUAAGCACUGUCCCACUCGGGGCCGAGAGUGAGCCGCUGGUUAGGGGCUUGCAGCGUAGACGAGGCCGGUGAGGUGCCUGCAAGUGGUUUUUCUUCCAUGAGUCGGAUUUUCCCCCCUCUUGAAAAAAAGUCUAUUUUUCAGGAUUUAAUUAAUAUAAACCUUAUUUUAGGUUGGUGCUUAACUGGAGGUGAUGCAUAAGUCUGAUUUUUUUCAGGAUAGAAAAUGCAUUUAUCCUAACAAAUUGAUAUUUUUAUUAAGCCUCCACGUGGCUAUGAAUGCAAGCUAUAUAUAGUGAGUUUUUCUAAAUUAAGCGGAACUAUGCUACUUCAUUUUUAAAAAUAACUGGUUAGCAAGUGCAUUUCUCUGAGAUGUCCAGACCGAUGGGUGGGCUGAGGACACCUGGGAUCGAGGCUGGAGGCGACACGGUCAGUGUGGCCUGGAGAAGGGGUGGGGUCAGGUCAUGCCCUCGCUGGCAUGGGAGUUGUGCUUCAUGCAGAAUCUUAUUAGCAAGUGACGCUAGUGUUUUUGUUUUUGUUUUUGUUUUUGUUUUAAAAAAAGUAUAGCCCAUUUUUGAUCUACUGGGCAAGAUGCACCCAAGAGAGCCCUGAAACCUUGAGUUUUGAUGUGCUGCAAGCAAGUAACCAGCCUCUCACUCCUGUCUCAAGUGGCUGUUGUGUAAGAUAGAGUCAAAGCACAUUGUGAAUAGAACUUAAAUGAAAACAUAAACCUGGUUGCCCACUGACGUGUCACCGCGAAAAUGUACCUUGAUGUUGUCUUGCUCCUGCGAGCUGGCGGGGAGGGCGUGGGGGCCAGCGUAGCUCCGCAUCUGCCCCCGUCAUCCAGCUCCCCGGGCGCCUUCCCUAGCUGCGCGUCGUCGGCACACGGUGGAAGUGGUACCUCAGUCGUGAGAGCGCAGUGUCUGCGGUGCCCCUGGUGGCGAGGCCGACAGUUCCCUCCAGGACGAGGCUCUCGCUGGUUCCCUUCUGGAAGUGCUGCCCUCUGAAGAACACGCAUGCACUAAAGCUAGCAGUUUAUAAUAAAGUUAAAUAUAAAUUAUUUUGUUUUAAAAUGCCUAAAUUUUUUCUUUAAGUAUUCUGAGCAGCAGACAUUAAACUAUUUCCUGCUAAAUGUAACCAUACAGUUGAUUCCACAAAAUGUUAUUUAACAAGACUGAGGGUUUUUUUUAAAAAAUUAUUUCCAUCCAAUAUUUAAAGACUUGAAUUUAAUUUAAACUUGAAAAUGACUUUGCCUUAACUUUUGUAUAAGACAGCUUAGAGUUGGUGGAGACCGGCCCCCGGGUUGGCGCGAGCGGGUCACAGAGCUGCUCAGUGUCGUGGGGCUGCCGCCGCGGUGUCGCCAAGUGAGCGUUCUGUAGCGCAGGACCUGGCAGUGGUGUCUGUAAUAUACCCUGAAGAUCUUCAACAGUUGACCUUUUUCAGAUUGUUGAGAAAUCCUGUAAAUGCAAAUAGUCGAUACUGUAUUAAAUAUGUGCACUUGGGAGUGUGUGCUUUGCUUGUACAGUUGUAAAUAAUCAGAACAUAUUAAAAAGGUACCCUAAAGAGAAAAAUCUGAUAAAAAUUAUUGAUAUAUUAUAAAUGUUGCUAUUGAGCUGGAUGUAGAUAAACUAAAUGUUGUGGUUUGAAUAUUAUUUUAAUUUGUUGAGGUGUUUUUCUUUUUCUCUGAUGCUGGUGUGUUGGACUGGUUCUGCCUCUUUGCUGCUGCAGAAGGGAAAUGGAAAGUCCUAGUAAAGCCUUCUGACGUUUUCAUGCUCUUCUCACAAGUCUGUAAAUAUGUACUAAUCAUAGCUAAUGUGAAAGCGUAAUGUAGGAAGCAGAAACUGGCAGGAGCUUCAGGAGAAAGUGAAAGAUAAUCUACUUAAAAUCAUAAAUAGCUACGCAAGGUUUGCCCUGCCAGAGGAAAACCCACCCUGGUGUGCUUGACCAUCUCCGUCAGAGAAGCUGCCAGUACUCAAAUAUCUAGAACUACACAGUGCUAGUGUUUUACAGAAGCCUGUAAAAGGAGCGUGGGGAUGUAUUUUUUUGUAGUUGAGGGAUUGGUGACUUAUUAAAAUCAGGAAUAAUUGACCUCUUACCCCCGGCUCAUGAGUACUGACUGCGGGAAGAGCUGCGCAGGCGGGCCCCAGGCGUCCUUACUGUGGAUGCCCCGGGGACGCCCUGUGUAGCUGGGACCCCGGUGUUCAGGCACGACAGAUCCUUCACCCUGGCAGCGGGGUGUGUGCUCGAGCUCGCUGCAGCAGGCCGAGGGGCUCCUCUGUGACCGUGCCAACGCAAGCCCGUGCACGCUGCCUCUGCUGGGAUUUUUAUGCCACCCUUUUUAAUUAAGCAAAGAUGAUAUGUCAAAUAGCUAUAUAAUGUCCAAAAAACCACCUUUCUGAGAUCACGGUGAGAUUUUCCCACUCACAAAAGAGAACGGGAGCCAGCACGGAGGAGGCUGGGACGCAGCACGUAGAUGGUGGCUCUGGCUCGAGGCUCUUGUCCGUUCUUAGAAACAUUAACUCUCUCCUUUCCCAGCAGCGUCUCCGGGUGUAGAAUCAGAGAUGCAGCCAUCACAAAUGACAUUUUAACCUGUAAAGUUGUGUGAGGAUGCUUAUAAUUUGGAAAUAGAGGGAUGAGAAUCUGGCCCCAUUUCACCAGACAUGAAUUUCGAGUAGAGUAGUUGGCUUUUCAGAGUUGGUGUCCUGAUGUUGCCGGCCCGGCCCACCUGUCCCCGCAUCACUGAUUGUCACUAGCGGGCAGCAGAAGACGUUUCGCGUUGCUGUGUCAGCCAGGGUCACGCAGUUCACGUUGGAAAGCUGGUUCAGUAGGUCCCGAGGGCGGCCGGUGAGCUGCGGCGGGGGGCUCGUGCGCUUCGCGGCCUGGCACCCGGAGUGCAGCAGACAAUCCGAGUCAGAAGCAGAGCCAGCAGCCGCCAGUCCGCGGAGCGGGAUGGAAUACGGAAGCUUUCUCGAGGGCCUUUGUUUUUGUUCUUCUUUUCAUUGAGACUGGAAUCAAGCUUACGUGUAAACUAUUGAUAAUUUAAGUUUCCUUUUGUGUCAUUCAGUGUAAAACUGUCUAAUUUGAAAAAAAAUGUAGGUUAUGAAAAAUAAAGAUUUAGGCACUGUUCAAUU